AUGUCCACUCAAUUUCCAACUUUAUCCGUUCCGAAUUGGCAGAGUCUCAUCACUGGUGCUCGACCGUCGUUACAUGGACGUAUAGGCAAUGAUAAUUUAACACCGUAUACAUUCGAUUCUAUCUUUACCUCAUCAAUGAACGUCGGAAUGAAGAAUGGAAUUAGUGGUGAUGCAUGGUGGUCCAUUCUACUGAAUGGUCAUCUGACUCCAUUCUACGGAGAUGGUACCAGUCCUACAUUAACGAACAAUUUUGGUGAUGCAUCCUAUACUCAUGGUCACAGUGAUCGUAAUAAAGACAUCGCUUAUAAUCAACGAUUCCAUGCUGCAAUUAACAGUCAAACAGUAGUACGUCGAUCGAAUGGAUCGUAUGACAUUAUUCAAUUCGACUAUGAUUUGUUCUUAUCUUACUAUGGUGAUAUUGAUGGUGUAUCUCAUUCAUUUGGAGCUCAAUCAUCGCAGACACAAUCAGCCAUCGAUGAUAAAGUGGCGUUCGUUCGCGCAGGUAUCAAUGCAAUCACUGCAAUUGAUGCGGUGACACAGACUCGCACUGUAUUUAUUAUAACAAGUGAUCACGGGCAUGUCAACGUUGGUGGUCAUGGCGGUGAUGCACAUACAUUAAAAACCGUUCCUCUCAUUGUAUAUGCGAAGGACUCUCAACUGGCUUCUGUACAGAAUUCAUUACCCAUUUAUUCCACAUUUGACACGGUUGAUAUAGCUACAACUAUUGCUGCUCUCUUGGGCGUACCAGUACCACGUCAAAGUGAAGGAUCUUUCAUUUCACCGCUCAUUUCCGCUCUUGUACCUGCAUCGAAAUGGCAUCAUUUUUGCUUUGAUGAUCAUCGGUAUAUGGUGGUUGAUGAUGAUGAUCGCACUAUUGGUCAUCUUUGCCAAUGUGUACCGUCCUACUGA
Messenger RNA from Rotaria sordida, 909 nucleotides. The record is from the annotation of a GenBank genome assembly. NCBI's taxonomy places the organism in Eukaryota, Metazoa, Rotifera, Eurotatoria, Philodinida, Philodinidae.